Molecule: messenger RNA, 1225 nt
Organism: Pararge aegeria (speckled wood butterfly)
Lineage: Eukaryota; Metazoa; Arthropoda; Insecta; Lepidoptera; Nymphalidae
Exons: 4
Coding region: 29-793 (254 amino acids)
Source: RefSeq, a predicted model, not a curated record
CAAUGCCUUAGUGCUAUAAAUAAACCAAAUGUUUACUAAAAGCAAGAAAUGUAAACUAUCUCACAAAAUGAUGAUACGCCUGAAUAAUUUUUUGUACGUUUUUAAUUUACGCCAAGGCACAAUUCUUAUAGCCGUCCAUCAAAUCGCGCUAUCAUCUUUCGUACUGAUAAUAUUGCUAGUUGGUAUAUCUCAUGUUGGUGAAAUGCUGUCCAUGCUCCACAAUGAUAUGGAGGACGACGCAGAAAGAAGAGGGUUUUAUGAAAUAAAUUAUGGGAAUCAUGUAACAUUUCAUGAAGGAGGUGUAGUAAGCACUAAUAAUCAACUCAGAUUUGCUAAAGCACAGCAUUUGGCUUCAGUAACCGUUAUUUUCCUUUACACAAGCACGAUUCUGACGUCAAUAUACCUCAUGUGCUGUAUUUCUCUGCUUCACGGAGCUGUAAAGUAUAAGAGGGAGUACGUACUGCCGUGGAUUAUGGCCGCUUGUGUUGCUGUGGUUCUUCUUAUAGUGGCCAUGGUUAUAGGCGAUGGGUAUCCGUGCGUCGUUAAUCUCUUCGGCGGGCAUAAUUUAUACCAUUUCGGAUGCGCGCUUUUCGUGCUGACAUUCAUCUACGCUAUAUGCGCUGUAAGUAGUUUCGCGCUCGAGACCGGCGGGGGCCGGUGCGCGCGCACAUCGCUUGCGAACGAUGAGCGGGGUGAACGCCUGCUGCUACUGGAUCACGCUGCACAUUCCAGCUUACUGUCUGCCGCGCAACUAAAUAAACUGUCCCACGGCACGCGGACACAAUUCGUAUAAAUGUUGAUAGAGAUCACACAUUAUAGCUAGGCCGGACGAACGUAACGUAUUUUUCGGGUUCCAUAAAUCUCUUGUUGUGUUUAUCUAUUUGAUGUCACAACCUUUCACUUCCCAGCUAAAGAAACUUUUUAUUUUAUAACGCUGAAAUAUGACCCGGUUGUGACCCGAACUCUACAAAUACACCUACCUACCCUGGUUACUACGCACAUAAUACUAUUUGCAUUGAUUGAAAGAAAAUAAGGCCAGGUGGCCGGUUACCUCCCGAACAUUAAUGGUGCUAAAGUAUUUCAUCCAGAAAUCAACAAAUCAAUAUACCCUUAAUAUACCCUCUCAUAUUGAAAAAAAUCUAGUUUAUUGUAAUGUUCGGCAGUAUGGUUCUAAACUAGUGUACUGUGUAACCUCAUCGAGAAAAACCUUAGUACCUUCUAUCGA